CCACAUAUCCCCGCUGCACGCCUGACCGCUAGUCUACUUCCUGGAUGGAAGAAUGGGACGUUUCCACUUUUUUUCUCCCUCCUCCGUCUCGCUGACGCCGCGGAUAAUCACUUAAUAAUGACCACGUGUGAUCAAUAUAUUUCGACCACUUCUUCUUUUUUUUCCUCUUUCCUCCUCUCUCGCCUCCUUCUUCUGUAGUUAAAGACAGCGAUUGAUCGCCGGUUGACCCCCCGCCGCCGCCGCCGCUGCCGCCGCCGCCGCCACCGAGCCGCACACUUCGGGAAUGUCGCUAUCUGGAGAGCCGCUGCAGACGCGGAGGAGUCCAGCCACAGAUCGCAGCGAAGAAGUGUUCGGCCGCCGAAGCGUGCGCAGCGUUUUAUUCCUCGAAGCUAGAAGCAGCCUGAGCUCGGACCGGAGGCGAAUACGGUUGUCUUUUUAAAAAAAAAGGAGAAGAAGGAGAAGAAGAAGGAGGAAAAAAAGCGAGAAGCAGCAGCAGCAGCACUGACUGUAGCUCCUCCAUUGACUUUGAUGCUUCGUGGCUGCAACUUCGCCUCGACUGUGUGAUUUUUUUUUUUUUUUCUUUUCUUGGUAUCUCUAAAGGAAAGAAGAAGAGACAGAAACUUUGUCACCCGUUGCCUUCUUGUUGCUCUCGAUGAGUAGUCUAACAUGCGGAGAAUACGGGAACCGAGUUGCUGGUGGAUUUUAAUGUUUUUAACCUUGCCCGAACACAAAGACUGUCAGCCCGUUGCAUCGGGCGGUCAACCUCGCCACGGCGGAGGCGGCCAUCAUGGAAGCGCAGGUGUAAUGAGGGAGAGGAGGACAGCUGGUGACCCCUACUGGUCCUAUUCAGGAAGCUACGGACCUCGAGGCUGGGCCGCCCUGUACCCAGAAUGUGCCGCGAACAACCAGUCGCCCGUGGACAUCGCGGACGAGCAAGCUCUGGUUUCGGAGGAGUACCAGGAGCUGGUGCUUGACAAGUUCAACACCGAGUCCUCCAACCAGACCACCAUGAAGAACACCGGAAAGACAGUUGCUGUUCUCCUGAAGGAUGACUACUUUGUAAGAGGUGCUGGGCUGCCGGGGCGCUUUAAGGCUGAGAAGAUGGAGUUUCACUGGGGCCAGACUAAUGGAACAGCCGGCUCGGAGCACAGCAUCAACGGCAGAAGAUUUCCUGUCGAGAUGCAGAUCUACCUUUACAAUUCGGACGACUUUGACAGCCUCAGCGCUGCCAUCAAGGAAAGACGCAUCAUCGCUGCCAUGGCUGUCUUCUUUGAGCUCGGGCAAAAAGACAACCCAGCUGUGGAUCCCAUCAUCCAGGGAUUGAAAGGAGUGGUGCAUCAUGAAAAGGAGACCAACCUGAGGUCGUUCAUCUUGAGGGAUCUGCUGCCGUCGUCAGUGGACAGUUAUUACCGAUAUACUGGCUCUCUGACCACGCCGCCCUGCAGCAAGGUAGUGGAGUGGAUCAUCUUCUCCAGGCCCGUGUAUCUGUCCCACUCACAGCUGGACGCUUUUUACUCCAUCUUUACAACGGAGCAACAGGACCACGUCAAGUCUGUGGAGUACCUGCGGAACAACUUCAGGCCCCCGCAGGACCUGGAUAAUAGGAAGGUUUUUAAGUCGGCUGUAAAAGAUGCGUGGCAGAAAGAUUUGACUGAGAUCCUGGGAAGUCCCCACAGCACCGAGGCUUCGAGAGUGUGCAGCAGUGCCCCAGUGAGCAUGAAGAUCCAGCCGCUGAACCAGACGGCGUUGAUAGUGAGCUGGGAGCGGCCUCUGACCGUGUACCACCCUCCCAUCACCAGCUACAUGGUCUCCUACAGCUGGGUGAAACGCGACGUUCCCGAUGAGAAGACCUUCACCAAGACGGACGACCAGAGCAUGAAAGCGGUCAUCACUAAUGUGUCCCCGGAAGUCCUGUACCUGUUCAGAGUGCAGGCGGUUUGUCAGCAUGACCUGCGCAGCGAUUUUAGCCAGACGCUGUUGUUCAGAGCCAACACAACGAGAAUAUUUGAAGGGUCUCGCAUUGUGAAGACUGGGAUGCCCACGAUUUCUCCAGCGUCCUCGGCCGACAUGGCUCCCAUCAGCUCCGGUUCGUCCACUUGGACGUCCUCUGGUAUCCACUUCUCCAUCGUCUCCAUGGCAACAGGGAUGGGCCCCUCGUCUAGCGGCAGCCAGGCCACGGUGGCGUCGGUGGUGACAAGCACCUUGCUGGCAGGCUUAGGUGUUGGCGGAGGGGUCAUCUCGUCUCUGCCCAGUUCUGUUUGGCCUACACAGGCGCCUCAAGCCACUCAGAACCCCACGCGUCCGUCUGCCUCACCUGCAAAGUCCAGCACCGAGCAGGCAGCGCCUCAGGGCUCGGAGGCAGACAGCCCGACUGAGGAGAACCAGGCUGCACGUGACGGGGAAGAGGAGGAAGAGGAGGGCGAGAGGGAAGGCGAGCAGGAGGAGGAAGAGGACGAGAAGAAGAAAAAGAGCAAGACUGCACCUGAUAAUGAGGAAAAACAAGCGAACAGCACUGUGGCCAAAGAGCCUUUAAUCCCCACCCCCGCGUCCACAGCCAAAGAGAAAGGAGAAGGGAAACCUACAGUUAAAGGUAUCACAGUACCUCCAAGCACUGGCGAUGGCCAGUUGGUCGACAUGGAGACGAAAGCCACAGAUGUAAAUGCAGUCUCCACUCAGGAGCCCCGUAAUGACAGUGCAGAGAUGCAGAUUCCCCAGAGCUCCACACAGUCUCCAAAGACUAGUAAUGGGAACAAAAUCUGGCCUUUCACUAUCCACACCGACAGAACCAUCCUGUCCAACGUGACGCGGACCUCUCCGCCGGGGAUGGGCAGGAUGGUGUGGAUCGUCCCCUUGGUGGUCGUGUCGGCGCUCACGCUGCUGUGCCUCAUCAUGCUGCUGAUUGUGAUGGUCUACUGGAGGAGAUUUUUCCAGACAGCUCACUUCUAUGUGGAGGACAGCAGCUCUCCACGGGUGGUGGCCAAUGAGAAUAUCCCAGUCAUCCCUAUACCAGAUGACAUGGAGGCCAUCCCCGUCAAGCAGUUUGUCAAACACAUCAUGGAGCUCUACAAGAACAACAUGCAAGGAUUCGCUGAGGAGUUUGAGGAGGUCCAGCGCUGCACAGCCGACCUGAAAAUCACAGCAGAACAUUCCAAUCAUCCCGACAACAAGCACAAAAACAGAUACAUCAACAUCGUGGCCUAUGACCACAGCAGGGUGAAAUUACGAGCUUUGGCGGGGAAAGAUGCCAAACAUUCGGAUUACAUCAAUGCCAACUAUGUGGAUGGUUACAACCGGCCCAGAGCUUACAUCGCCGCUCAAGGUCCUCUGAAGUCCACGUUCGAGGACUUCUGGAGGAUGGUGUGGGAGCAGAACACUGGAAUCAUCGUCAUGAUCACAAACCUCGUGGAAAAAGGAAGAAGGAAAUGUGACCAGUACUGGCCGACGGAGAACAGCGAGCAGUACGGGAACAUCGUGGUGACGCUGAAGAGCACGAAGGUUCACGCCUGCUACACGCUGCGCCGGUUCCUCAUCAGGAACACGAAAGUUAAAAAGGGUCAGAAGGGGAAUCCGAAAGGGAAGCUGAACGAGCGCAUCGUGGUCCAGUACCACUACACUCAGUGGCCUGACAUGGGAGUGCCCGAGUACACCCUCCCUGUCCUCACCUUCAUCAACCGCUCGUCAGCGGCUCGCACUGCAGACAUGGGCCCCGUCCUGGUGCACUGCAGUGCAGGGGUUGGACGCACGGGAACAUACAUUGUCAUUGACAGCAUGCUGCAACAGAUCAAGGACAAAAGCACAGUUAGCGUCCUGGAUUUCCUCAAACAUAUUCGCACACAACGCAACUACCUAGUCCAGACCGAGGAACAGUAUGUUUUCAUCCACGAUGCUCUGAUGGAGGCCAUCCUGAGCAGGGAGACAGAGGUGCCCGCCUGGCAGCUGCACGGCUACGUCAACAGCAUCCUCACGCCCAACUCCACAGGCCGCACACGGCUGGAGAAGCAGUUCAGGCUGCUGACUCAGUGCAACACGCGUUUUGUGGAGUGCUUCAGCGCCCACAAAGACUGCAACAAGGAGAAGAACCGCAACUCCUCAGUGGUUCCUUCGGAGCGAGCGAGGGUCGGACUCACUACUCUGCCUGGCAUGAAAGGAACAGAUUACAUUAAUGCAUCCUACAUAAUGGGCUACUACAGGAGUAAUGAGUUCAUCAUUACCCAGCAUCCAUUGCCCCACACCACAACAGACUUCUGGAGGAUGAUUUGGGACCAUAACGCUCAAAUUAUCGUCAUGUUGCCUGACAACCAGGGCCUGGCCGAGGACGAAUUUGUUUACUGGCCGAGUCGGGAAGAGGCCAUGAACUGCAUCGCCUUCACCGUCACGCUCAUCAGUAAGGACAGACUGUGCCUCUCCAACGAGGAGCAGAUCAUCAUCCACGACUUCAUCUUGGAGGCGACGCAGGAUGACUACGUUCUGGAGGUGAGGCAUUUCCAGUGCCCUAAAUGGCCCAACCCGGACUCCCCCCUCAGCAGCACCUUCGAGCUCAUCAGCGUCAUCAAGGAGGAAGCCAUGACUCGAGAUGGCCCCACCAUUGUGCAUGACGAGUAUGGAGCCGUGUCAGCAGGGAUGCUCUGUGCCCUCACCACGCUGUCCCAGCAGCUGGAGAACGAAGGAGUCGUCGACAUCUAUCAGGUGGCGAAGAUGAUCAAUCUCAUGAGGCCGGGAGUCUUCACUGAUAUAGAGCAGUACCAGUACCUUUACAAAGCCAUGCUCAGCCUGGUGGGGAACAGAGAGUGUGGCCUGAGCCCCAUGCACAUGGACACUAAUGGGGUGGUGGUGAUGGCGGACGAGUCGGACCCGGCCGAGAGCAUGGAGUCGCUCGUCUGAGAGGACGUUCUUACAGGCACUUAAUUUGUAAAAUUCUGAGGCCUUUUUUGCCAGACUAUUGAUUAAAUGAAUAACCUUAUUACUUUUUAUACUGAUGAAAGUUUUUUGAUAUUUAUGUUUUUGUCCUUUAUUUCUCGUCUUAAACGUUUAUCCUGCUGAGCGUUUGCACCUGUUUUAAGUUGACAUGAGGAAGAAGCAGCUCUGUCCAGUUUGCACUAUACUAUCAGUGUUACUGCCUAAAAUCCAGUGAGUGAAAAAAGCCCUUCACCGUUCCAAACCUGGUAUCACCACAAAAACAACAACAAAAAACAAAAAACUGGGACCGCGUCGAGACAAAAACCCGAAGCAUGAAGACCGACCGGGGACGAGCGAAGGACGAUCCACCUCCGAUCAGCAUAGCCCAGCAUGCAUUGCGCCACUCUUGUCACGUCAAUCAAGCGAACUGUGGCGAGGCCCCGCCCGCCGCACACGGGCGACGACCACAUGUGAAGAGACUCAUACCUGCCUAUAUAUUAUUAUUAUUAUUGUCCCAGUAUCUCACUGCUGUCUUGUAAAAUGUACUUAUGGCUUAUUUUCUUGAAGUGUGACAUCUAAUGUGAACAUUUAUUGCUUUUUACAGGGAUUUCUAUCGUUCUAUUGUUUUGUAAUAUAUAUAUCUGUAUAUACACACAUACACAUAUAUAUAUUAUCUCCUUACCAGCCAGCCAGACGACUUCCUUUUCCUUUUGCCUAUUUGUCCACUGGCCUCGGUGUAGACUCAUGUUUUUUGGGGACGUUCUAAAAACCUUCCAGUCACUUUUUAUUAUUUUUAUUAUUCCUCCAGCGAUUCUUUCGAUUGUUAACACAUGUACUUGGUGUCCGUACCGACACGACGCAGCGCCGCACGAAGCGUUCACCCCACACACAGGUUUUCAUGUUUUAUUCUACAGCUUUGAAUUAAAGCAAAAAAAUAAAUCCAUUAAUGUCAAAGUAGAGAUUCCAAAUGUCGGCAGAUUCAUUAAAGCAGAAAACUUGAUUGCACAAGUAUUCGCUCCCUUCAAGGCCGCGUUUUGCAGCAUUUCAAACUUUGGUUAUUUAAGGACAGCUUUGAGCGUCUGCAGCUUUUCUGGUUUUUUAGCUGCUUACUCUGGACUUUGCUGGAGUCUAGACUCCGGCCCUCCAGGACAUUAGCAUUAUUGUUUUAAAGACCUUCCUGCUUCUUCGCGUUGGACAAAAAAAAAAAAACAUAAAUCUUCCCGCAGAGCAAUUUCCUGCAGGAAUUCCUUUAUAUUUCAUUGAUUUAGUAGAUUUUUUACUGCAGAGAAGCAUCCUCACCAGCCCCUCUGGUGAAGAUGCUAUUCAGUGCCUUGGAAAUGUUCCUGAUUCCUCCUCCUCCUCCUCCUCCUCCUCCCUGGUUUGUUCGAGUUUUCAUCAGAUCCUGGUGUAUUUAUUCUAAAAUCCUACAUUACGCUGCCAUUAAACAGGUGAUCUAGAGGUCGUAGAUGAAUAUGUGUGCAAUCAGUUUUAUUAAAACAAAAAAACUCCCUUUUUCUGUUCAUUCAUUGGCUUCCACUCAAAGCUGCAAAUAAAUAAAACGUGAAAAAGUCCAAAGACGGUGAAAACUUUCUCUGCGGCGCUGCGCUUUCUUCCUUCCUUCCUUUCUUUCUUUCUUUCCUUUUUUUUUCCGGGGGGGUGUUGAUGCUUUAUUUGUAACCAAAGAUGUGGUUCCAGUUUGCGACAUGUAAGUGGUUUCUGUCCUGAGCUCUAUUUAAUCAAACUUUAAAAAAAAAGGAAAACAAAACAAAAAAAAGAACAAGGUUUAAUCUUUUUGCAGUACAGAUUUCCAAGGUGUGAAUUUAACCGGACUUCAGCAUGUUUCUGUUCUAGCCUCAGGAACUCACCUCCUAGUGAAGAAUAAUAAUCCGACUCUGUGAUGCUCUCCUCCUCACAUUAGAGAAAAUAAGGUUUCAAAGUUCUGUACGUUGUGUUUGGUUUGGGCUCAUAUUCCGUCUCCUCUAAUUAUAAGCCCUUCUCAACCCUGAGCACCCCUCUCUCUCUCUUGAUUGAUUUAUUCUGUGAUGGAACUUUUUUUUUUUCUCCUUUCUUUCUUUCUGGUAACAUCCACUUCUCUAUCAAGGGGGAGUUUGCUUUAAUCCCUCGAACACUCUCCAAUAUUUGGAGAAAAAAGUCCAGAUUGCCGAUCGCUUAGCUCCACAUCUCAACUGUUGAUUUCUUUGUAUGAACGCCAGCCUCCUUUUUUGUUCUGUUUGAUAUUUCUGCUCAACAUAUAAAAACACGAGUGCUGUUGCUGCUGCACACAUUUACUUCUUCAACAACAACAACAAAAAGAAAAGGAAAAAAAAAACAACAAAUUAUGUAACCUUUGUGAUCAUAGAAGUUUAUAUUUUCAUACAAAGAUUCGGUUUGUAUUGUGGCCUUGUAACAGAUUGUACUUUUGUGGAUAAAUGAUUAUGUGAAUCUUGGCGGCGGCGGCAGCAGCAGAGUCCCACCAAUCAGAGCUGCUGCUGCUCCCUCUGAGCUCCGUUGCUGUUUUACACCAGAUUUUUUCCUGCUGACGGUCCGGGAGGCGGCCGGUGUGUUCGCCUCGAGCUCAUUUCAACCAGGUCGGUAGUCGAGUCUAUUUUGUAACUUUAAAAAAAAACUUCAAAAAAAAAAAAGGUUUUGUCCAUCAUAUCACAUGUUUAUAUGACAGUAUGAUAGCAACGCGUUCCUAUGAUACUGUUAUAUACCAUAUUAUAGUGUAAUAGUGUUAUUUAAUAGGUAAAUUGUAUUGCUAUACAUUAAAUAAAGUCUGGCUUUGGGUGCACCGCAUCCUUGUAUUACAUGAA
Stegastes partitus (bicolor damselfish) is the source of this 7709-nucleotide messenger RNA. It is a transcript of the gene ca16b, whose product is annotated as carbonic anhydrase XVI b. The transcript has 29 exons. Bases 667 to 4881 code for a protein of 1404 amino acids. Gene Ontology annotation, biological process: protein dephosphorylation. The record is from RefSeq and is a predicted model, not a curated record. Gene Ontology annotation, molecular function: protein tyrosine phosphatase activity; protein binding. NCBI's taxonomy places the organism in Eukaryota, Metazoa, Chordata, Actinopteri, Pomacentridae.